Molecule: messenger RNA, 994 nt
Organism: Danio rerio (zebrafish)
Lineage: Eukaryota; Metazoa; Chordata; Actinopteri; Cypriniformes; Danionidae
Gene: nxt2
Product: nuclear transport factor 2-like export factor 2
Biological process (GO): mRNA transport; nucleocytoplasmic transport
Cellular component (GO): cytoplasm; nucleus
Source: RefSeq, marked validated
ACUAGCGUUAGCAUUAGCUAACAUUCGUGCUACAAUCAACAUCAAUGUCUGCUUACCUUCGGUCAGGAAACACGAUAUCCAGUGCAGUUCUUCAAAAAAGGAAAGCUGUACUUUAUUCUGUUCUUGGUCGAAGGCAAGUAACGAUUACAAGACAGCGCAGCGCAGAGGGAUGGAUGCGUAAAUGGUGACAACCCAAACAGGAAUUUACUGUGCAGAUGCUGCUAUAUGAAGAGGAGUCCAACAAGCCUGAAAUCACAUAAAAAAGGUUUUUGCAACAACGCCAACUACAAAAAAGACGGAACUUAAGAAAACGGUGCAGUUUCCAGUGGGAACAAAAUAUCGUGGACACACAUUUGAGCACAUUAUUGACGGAUGCUGGAUUUGUUUUUAAAGGUUUACAUAUCAAGCACAAAGACAAACAACAGACGGAAGACCAGUCAUGUCUUUAACGGUGGAUUUCAGGACUCAAGUUGACCAGUCGUGCAGAUAUUCAGAGGAGUUCAUCAAUAUCUAUUACGAGUGCAUGGAUAAGAAAAGACGGAAUUUGAAGAGGCUGUAUCUGGACAAAGCAACGCUGGUGUGGAAUGGAAACGCAGUCACUGGUCAAGAAGCUCUCGGUGAAUUCUUCGAGUCUCUUCCAUCCAGUGAGUUUCAAGUGCAAACUCUUGACUGCCAGCCUGUACACGAACAAGCAACUCAAGGCCAGACAACAUUGUUAGUGGUUGCAGCGGGCUCUGUGAAGUUUGAGGGAAACAAACAGAGAUUCUUUAACCAGAAUUUCUUACUAACAGCUCAAGCCUCUCCAAACAGUGACCAGCCAGUAUGGAAAAUCGCAAGUGACUGUUUUCGGUUUCAAGACUGGGCAAACUGAGCUUCAGCUGGCUUUUUUUUUUUUUUUUUUGUAAACUACUUAUUAAAAUGUGUUCUGUAAAUAAUAAUAAUAAAAAAAGCAAUGUUUGUUGAACCAAAAAUAAAAUGCCACAUCAUUUGAGUA